Ruditapes philippinarum (Manila clam) is the source of this 1168-nucleotide messenger RNA. RefSeq lists its product as uncharacterized. The record is from RefSeq and is a predicted model, not a curated record. Lineage: Eukaryota; Metazoa; Mollusca; Bivalvia; Venerida; Veneridae. The transcript has 7 exons. Bases 188 to 1168 code for a protein of 326 amino acids.
GGUUCUGUUUGAAAAUUUACGGUACUGUAAAAACUGUCGCUUAGGGCCAGUAACACUGUCAGUCAACACAAUAAGAGGCGAACUUCAAAAAGGUCUGUCUGGUUAUUUAUAUGUCGAAUGUCAAAAUUGCUGUUUUGUGAAUUCUGCAGCCUAUGGAAAAACACAUAGAACAUCCAAGAAUCAAGGAAUGCCAUGCUUUGUUGUGAACACCAAGCUUGGAACAGCCAUGAUUGAUAGUCUAGGUGGACCAAGGCGUGUUAACAACAUGUUGGCAACAUUGAAUCUGAAAACAGUCUCUGAGACUAAUUUGAAAAAGAUGGAAAAGAGGGCAGGUGUUGUUUUAGAGAAAGUUUCAACAGAGUCGGCCAACGCUGCAGCUGAUGAGGCAUAUAGGCUUGAAAUGGAGUCUGUCGCUGAGAAGGAGUCACUUGAAGUACAGGCCAGCAUGAGUGGUUUGGUGGAAGAAUUGGGUGUCUGUCCAAUGCCAGAUACAUCACCUGCACUGAUGAUGUCGUUUCAUGAUAACAUGAAUGCAAAUGAAGAUAAUACUGAUGAUGAAAGUAGACCAAGUGAGGAUGAUGACUUGAACUGUACAGGAAAUGAUGUCAGUCUGUCUGUUGAGACACCAUUAUCAUGUAAUGCUUUCAGCACACCUACAGAUACCAGAAAGCCACUGCCAGUCCAAGUUCUGACUCCUCAAUCUGAUAGCAAAACACAUCAACAAAUAAAGAAAGCAAAAGUAAGACUACUUCCAAAAUACCCUUGUCAGACAAGAAGUGGAAUGUCUGUUGCUGUUGACACGGCCUGGCACAAGCGAGGAUUUGAUUCUCUUACCUCUCACACUUUCUUCAUGACCACUGGGAAAUCCAGACAGCCAAAGAAAGUUGUUAAAACAAUAGUUAGCCAUCGGACCUCUGGUGUUUGUAAUUGGUGGAGACGCAAAAGGCCGGGCCAGAAAGUACGUCCUCAUGCAUGUGUCAGAAAUCAUAGGGGCAGUGCAAGAGCUAUGGAAGCAACAAGUGGUGUGAAAGGGGUUAAGGAACUUUUAGCUGAAGGUAUUCCAGUGGAAUACUUGGAAGGUGACGGUGACAACACCCUUAUUUCUCGAUUAAAAACUGAUAUCGGUGUUUCAAUGAAGAAACGUUUUGACAAGAAUCGGGUUUUUUAG